Molecule: messenger RNA, 1194 nt
Organism: Hyaloperonospora brassicae
Lineage: Eukaryota; Oomycota; Peronosporomycetes; Peronosporales; Peronosporaceae
Source: the annotation of a GenBank genome assembly
AUGUACCUCUUUGGCGUCGCCAAAGCGCUGCAGGAGUUUGAGCUCGAGAAGACCGCGCGACUCAUUGGCUGCUCGGCCGGCGCGUUGACCGCCACGGGCCUCGCGCUCCACUGCGACUUUGACGCCAUCUGCGCGCACGUGCUGCAGAGCGUCGUGCCGCGGGCCCACGCGUCGGUCGCGGGCUACUUCCGCGUGCGCUCGUACCUACGCGAGACGCUGCAGCGCCACGGCCAGUUGCAGGACUUUGCGCAGCUGAACGCGUCGCAGCAGGUCACGGUCGUCUACACGUCGCUGUCGUCGCUGACGUCGCGGCGCACGACCACGUUCGAGUCGGCGGAGCACCUGCAGGAGACGCUGUUGGCCUCGUGCUGUGCGCCGCUCAUCGCGGGUCUGCCGUUCAAGCUCAAUGGCGAGUGGGCGCUGGACGGCGGCCUCCUCGACUUCCAGCCCGUGCUGGACGACCAGACGGUCACGAUCAGUCCGUUCUACUGCGUGGGGGCGGACAUUAAGCCGUCCGUGUACGUGCCCAUGUGGUGGGCGUUGUUUCCCCCGGGCGAGCGCGACAUCAAGUGGCUCUUUGACUUGGGAUACGAAGACGGACUGAGCUGGAUCGUCAAACAGGGCCUCACGGGAACCCGCGCGGACGUUGUGCGGCCAGCCAAGAGGACAGGGGGACCAGGUGGAUGGAACACGACAGUGGGUCGCGUCGUGGGCUACCGCGGCUGCGAGAGCCACGUGCUCGACGCUCUCUUCAUUGGACUCUUUGUUUGUUUGUGGCGGCCGAUGGCGUUCCUCUGCCUGUACCUGGAGCUGUAUCUACAAGCGAUCGUUUCUGGCAGCAAAGCCGUAGUCUUUGGAGCGGCGGCGAAGCUCUUGAUCUCGAACAUCUUGAUGGCGGCCAUGGCUGCAGCGUUGGCAACGCGCGGCCUGCAAGAUACGAUGCAGUUUUUGCUCGGUAUGGUCGCCGCUGGGUUCUUUCUGGGCGGCAUGGUGUUGCUUGUCGGCGGGUUGCAACAAGCAAGUGCAAUGGCGUCGGCGGACUGGCAGCGCUGCCGCUCGUACAUGCGCAGCAUCACGAGUCUGUCGCUGUUUCUGCACAGCCUGCCAGUCUUUGGCACCAAAGUGCUGAUCAAGCGCCACGACUUUUUGCUGGAACACUCGCUCGUGUACCGCGUUGCAAUGCACUUUGUGUAG